Molecule: messenger RNA, 621 nt
Organism: Colletotrichum chrysophilum
Lineage: Eukaryota; Fungi; Ascomycota; Sordariomycetes; Glomerellales; Glomerellaceae
Exons: 1
Coding region: 1-621 (206 amino acids)
Source: RefSeq, a predicted model, not a curated record
AUGCGCUUCGAAACCAUUUUGACCAUCUCCCUCCUGACGUCUGCCACGGCGGCAGUCACGUUGCCCAGGCGCGAUGCGACCUUCGAAUCCGGUACCCCGGUAACCAAAGAGAUCACCCUCCCAGACGGCCACACUCGAACUGCCACCUUCUUCGCCGAAUUCACGCCAGAAGACAGUGCCGACGCCCCGGCUCCGAUUUCUCGCAACCUUAACGCGAAGCGUGGCUGGACACCAAGUUCGUCGUUCUACGAUUUAUGUGGCGGCAGCUCUUUUACCAAUAACUGGAACUCCAACGCCCCUCUUGUAGAUGAUUGCCAGUUCUUGCAACAAUACUUCGCGAGCACCGGCGGCUACUUUCGAGUGGAAAACUCCGACCUCGAUGCCAAUGGUGUUUCGUGGUCGCGCUUGGUUUCCAUCAACACUUGCGGCUUCUCGGUGCGGGCGAACCCACGCCCAGCGACGGCAGGCUACAUCGGCAACACCGAUAUCGCUGACCUGGUUCGAGAUUCCAUCUCGGGAUUCUCUCAGAACAGCCAAGUCUCAGUGGGCGGGAACACGGGAUGUCAGGAUGCUGACGGCAGCCAAUGGCAUCCGGAUUGGCUCAUUCAACGGUUCACUUAG